AUGAUUUUUCAUUUAUGGCAGUUAGUGGGCUUACUCCAAGCCUUCUUUGUAUAUGGAAGCUUGGCAAAACGUAGUCUCUCAGCACAGUCGUUAGUUACAUGCAUGGAUAACUCAAAGAUCACACCAAGUUACUUUAAUGUUACAUUCAACCCCGAUGAUAGAUCUUUGAGGUAUUCGAUAGACUUGACCACUGAAAUCAACACUUAUUGCAUAGCUGAUGUGAAUGUGUACGCUUAUGGUUUUGAGAUAAUUCAGAAGACUGUUGAUUUAUGUGACAUAGGAUGGAAGCAAUUCUGUCCUAUUUUCCCGGGUUCCUUACAAAUUGACAGUAUAUCGUAUAUUAGUCAAAGUUACGUGGAUGAGAUUCUUGGAGCUGCUUAUAUUGUACCUGAUAUAGAUGCGGUCGUUAGACUCUAUAUAAGGGACCGAAAGACUGGUGAGACUUUAUCAUGUAUUCAGUCUAGUUUUUCUAAUGGAAAGACAGUCUCCCAAACAGGUGCUAAAUGGGCCACGGCAGUAGUAGCUGGUUUGGGUCUUCUUAUUGCAGCAGUUAUGACUACAUUUGGUAAUUCAAAUGCAGCAUCCCAUAUCUCCGCUAAUGCUGUAUCUCUCUUUCUCUACUUUCAGUCUGUUGUUGUUGUGUCUAUGCAACAUGUUCUGAGAGUUCCUCCAAUCGCGUCAGCCUGGGCUGAAAACUUGGCAUGGUCCAUGGGUUUAAUUAGAAUUACCUUUAUGCAAAAGAUUUUUCGGUGGUAUGUUCAAAGUACUGGUGGAAGUCCCACUACUUAUUUAGAUGGUACCCAAACAAAACAAAUCUUAGUUCAAAGGAGUCUUGGAUAUUUGGAUAAUUUUAAUCGCUUCGCGAGGAGCAAGGUUCCUGAUGUUGUCAAAAGAGGUGUCAAUGAUUUGACCUCUAACACAAACCUAGUUAUUAUGAGAGGUAUUAAAAGAAUGGGCUACAAUUCUAAUAUUGAACCAACAGCGAUCGUUGCCACAGGGUAUACUUUCUUUGUCUUGUGUGGCUUUCUUCUAGUUGUGAUUCUUGUUUUGGUAAAGCAGUCACUAGAACUAUUGAUACGAUUUAAAAAGAUCAAACCCGCACGAAUGGGUCAAUUCAGAUUGUCAUUCAUCCAGAUUGUAAAAGGAUCUUUAUUGAGGUACCUAUCGAUCGGAUUUCCUCAGUUAAUAAUUUUAUCUUUGUGGGAAUUCACAGAAAACGAUUCUCCGGCACUUAUUGUCUUGGCUGUUAUAUUUUUAAUUGUUUCUUUGGCUUUGAUUGGUUAUUCCAUGUUUAGAACUAUUUCCUUUGGAAAGCAAUCUAUUGCGAAAUAUAAUAAUCCAGCUGCUAUGCUUUACGGAGACACGAAAAUUUUAAAUAAGUAUGGAUUUUGUUAUACUAUGUUUCAUGCCGAUUUGUAUUGGUUUGGGGCGGUACUAGUCACUUACAACUUGAUAAAGUCAAUCUUUAUUGGCUUAUGCCAGGGUUCAGGUAAAACAUCUGCUUUGGUUAUUUUCAUAUUGGAUCUUUUUUACACUGCUUAUUUGAUUUACCUUGGGCCUUAUUUGAACAAGCCAACAAACAUUGUUAAUUAUUUAAUGUCUGUUGUCAACACGAUCAAUUCUUUCUUGUUCCUUUUUUUCUCAGAUUUGUUUGGUCAGCCGAUGCCUGUAUCAUCGAUUAUGGGUUGGGUUUUCUUUGUGCUUAAUGCUGCUUUCUCGUUGGUGUUACUUAUUUUAAUUAUUGCUUUGAUUACGUUAUGUCUCUUGUCAAAGAACCCAGAUGCUAGAUUUGCACCCGCAAAAGAUGAUAGAACGUCUUUCCAAAGAAUGUCGUCUGUCAAAAGGGCUUCUAGGAAUUCUAAGAAUCCUAAAGAAAAUGAGUUAUUGGCCUUAGGAUUGGCUGCUCAGGAUCACUCAACAAAUUGGGAAUCUGAUAUUUAUAAUUUGAAGGAUUAUUCGCACUCCUCAAGUCUUAAAAAUAGCUCUAGAGAUAUAUUGACACCAAAUUUGAAUGACGAAAAGUUUGUGGAUGAUACUGAACAUGAUUCGAGUGGUGAAGAUUCGUCUACCUCAAAUGCUAACGGUGCGAAGAAGAAUCAAAGUUUAGGUGAAAAGUUAAAGGAAAAAAUAACGAGGAAAAUAUCGAUUAAAACAAAAAACAAAAGUACUAAAGCGCCAGAAGGUGAUUCAAAUACUCAUCAAAUUAAUAGGGUUAGUGAUACUCUUAUUAAUGAAGGAAAUGACGCUCUUACCCAACCACCAGUACCUAGGGAUGACUCGAGAACUCCUAUAAAUCAACACAAUAGGCAUGAAUCAGCAAUAUCCACUGGUGACAUUUCAAACUUUUCUGGUGGACCGCCAAUUAAUACGAAGGAUAUAAUUUAG
Messenger RNA from Priceomyces carsonii, 2385 nucleotides. It is a transcript of the gene FLC1, whose product is annotated as putative flavin adenine dinucleotide transporter. Bases 1 to 2385 code for a protein of 794 amino acids. The transcript has a single exon. Gene Ontology annotation, cellular component: membrane. Gene Ontology annotation, biological process: transmembrane transport; fungal-type cell wall biogenesis. The record is from RefSeq and is a predicted model, not a curated record. NCBI's taxonomy places the organism in Eukaryota, Fungi, Ascomycota, Pichiomycetes, Serinales, Debaryomycetaceae.